AUGGCGGUGGUAUUGAGCUCGGACCGGCUCGAGGUCUCGGUGGACGGGCUGACGCUGAGCCCCAACGCUGAGGUGCCGCACUGUGAGGCGCGGCCAGGGCAGGGGGAGUCCGCGGCAGGGCGGAGCCGAGCGGGCCCCAGUUCCCCCGGUCCGGUGGAGGCCGGCGGCGAGGCGGCGGAGGAGGCGGCGCUGAGCCCGGAGCGGCGCUGGGGCUUCGCUCUGGAGGAGCUGUACAGCUUGGCGCUGCGCUUCUUUAAAGAAAAAGAUGGCAAAGCCUUUCAUCCAACAUAUGAAGAAAAGCUCAAACUCGUGGCACUGCACAAGCAGGUCCUGCUGGGACCUUACAACCCUGACACUUGCCCUGAAGUUGGAUUCUUUGAUGUGCUGGGUAAUGAUAGAAGGAAGGAAUGGGCUGCCCUUGGAAACAUGUCAAAGCAAAAAGCUAUGACAGAAUUUGUUAAGCUUCUGAAUAGGUGCUGCCACUUGUUUUCAACAUAUGUCACUUCCCACAAGAUAGAGAAAGAAGAACAAGAAAAGAGAAGAAGAGAAGAGGAAGAACGAAGGCGGCGUGAAGAGGAGGAGCGCGAGCGCUUGCAGAAAGAGGAAGAGAAACGCAGGCGAGAAGAGGAGGAAAGGCUGAGGAGGGAAGAAGAGGAGAGGAGGAGAGUAGAGGAGGAACGACUUCGGAUGGAGCAGCAGAAGCAGCAGAUCAUGGCGGCACUGAACUCUCAGACCGCCAUCCAGUUCCAGCAGUACGCAGCCCAGCAGUAUCCGGGCAACUACGAGCAGCAGCAGAUCCUCAUUCGGCAGCUCCAGGAGCAGCAUUACCAACAGUACAUGCAGCAGUUGUAUCAAGUCCAGCUUGCACAGCAACAGGCAGCCUUACAAAAGCAGCAGGAGGCAGUUGUGGCAGCAACAGGGACUCCUCUGACCGCUACAUCGAAGGUGAAUGCGCCUGCCCCAGGGGACACCCCAUCUAUUAAUGGGCAGGCCAGUACACAUGCAGACAGCCCUGAAAAAGAGCUGGAUCCAGAGGCUUUAGAAGAAGCCCUAGAGAAUGGACCAAAAGAUUCUGUUCCUGUGAUAGCUGCCCCAUCAAUGUGGACACGACCCCAGAUAAAAGACUUCAAGGAAAAGAUCCGUCAGGAUGCAGACUCCGUGAUCACAGUGGGCCGAGGAGAAGUGGUUACAGUUAGAGUCCCAACUCAUGAGGAGGGCUCUUACCUCUUCUGGGAGUUUGCUACAGACAAUUAUGACAUUGGUUUUGGGGUGUAUUUUGAAUGGACAGACUCCCCUAACACUGCAGUCAGCGUGCAUGUCAGUGAAUCCAGUGAUGAUGAGGAUGAAGAAGAAGAAAAUGCUAGCAGUGAAGAAAAAGCCAAAAAGAAUGCCAACAAGCCUCAGCUAGAUGAAAUAGUGCCUGUGUACAGACGAGACUGUCACGAAGAAGUGUAUGCUGGCAGCCACCAGUACCCAGGGAGAGGAGUUUAUCUUCUGAAAUUUGACAACUCCUACUCCCUAUGGAGGUCAAAAACAGUUUACUACAGAGUUUAUUAUACUAGAUAAAGGUAUGGCUGUGUCUGAGGCUGGGCUGUGCAGAAGAUGUCAUUUUUAUUUGGAAUUUUUCUUCAAGCAUAAUGGAUCCUUUUGAGUCUGUGUUUUCUCUUGUCUGUAUCUGUAUGGUUUGUGUGAACUUUAACAAGUAGACACUGGGAUCUUCCUGCUCCCUGACACUAAUGCAUAUUGCAUUGGGUUUAACACAGGAUCUCCCUAGCCCUUUUUAGCCACUGGAGCUAACCCGUGGAAGUCGUUGGUUCCAGUGGUAAGGUCACAUCAGUUGCAUUUGUUUAAAACCUCCUGAAAAAAAAGGGAGAGGGAGUUGCUGGCUCACUGGCUGUGGGUGAUCUGCUACUUCCAGGUUCUGGAUGCUUUGAAUAACUCCUUAACAGUUAAAUUUCAAGGUCCCAUCAGUAACUGGUAGAUUUGGAUGCAGUUCUGCUGUGUAGCAAGUUUCUCAUAACUGUAACCGAGUGUCACAUUUUUACACCAUUAAAACUUGAAACUUUUUGAGUUGAUGCAGUUUAGUAACAAGUUGUCUGGCUUCUGUCCUCUUCAAAGACGAAACAUUCAGCUCCUUAAAGCAGUGUAGUGGCUAAGGAUGAACAGCAUCCUGAAACCUCUUCUGAAGAUGUCAAGUGACCGAUAAUUAAAUGUAACAAGAACAACCUUAAUCUCUCUGCCCUGAUGCUAACCCUAGAAUAAUUAAAGAGUUUCUCUUUUGUUUGGUUGGACUCUCCUGAGGCAAGUGACUUUGGAGCAGGGCACAAGCUGUUUCUAAGUUUGGUGAGUUUAUAAUGGGGUAGACUUUAAAAAAACAAUAGUAAUUUUUUUACCAAGUGUCUAAAAACCUGAGAGCAGUUUUCUGCACAAUGUUCUGCUUUGCCUGUGUUUGUAAAACCUUGAAUUGAGCACAUUGUGCAUCUGAAGAACUUGGAUGAAGAAUUGGAGUCAGUGCUGCACCGAUGAUGGAGAUCACUGCCAGUCCAUUUUAUUCUGAA
Molecule: messenger RNA, 2558 nt
Organism: Dryobates pubescens (Downy woodpecker)
Lineage: Eukaryota; Metazoa; Chordata; Aves; Piciformes; Picidae
Gene: ACBD3
Product: acyl-CoA binding domain containing 3
Exons: 8
Coding region: 1-1566 (521 amino acids)
Cellular component (GO): Golgi membrane
Molecular function (GO): fatty-acyl-CoA binding
Source: RefSeq, a predicted model, not a curated record